Molecule: messenger RNA, 360 nt
Organism: Colletotrichum abscissum
Lineage: Eukaryota; Fungi; Ascomycota; Sordariomycetes; Glomerellales; Glomerellaceae
Exons: 1
Coding region: 1-360 (119 amino acids)
Source: RefSeq, a predicted model, not a curated record
AUGCAUAUCUCUACUAUCUCAACCCUGGGCCUCCUCCUGAGCCUCCCCUUGGCUGCCGUUGCACAAUCGCGAUGCCAAUCGGACACGAUCACCACCGAUAAAGACAAAGAAUAUAGCGUAGCGGUCAACUUCGACAGCGCCUCGAAAAAGUACACCGCAACAGUGCCGCCUGGCGACAUGUCUCUUACCAUUCCUGCCUUAAGCAUCACCAACAACGGCGGAUACAAGCGACUUUUCUGUCUUGCCAGUGAGCCGGACAGACCACGAUCUGUCAGUUGCUUUGCACUUGAGCCAAAGUCGACUUGUGCCUUGCCGGAUUAUUACGGUGUACCCUUCAGACUCGACACCUACCGUCGUUGA